AUGGGGUCCGACUCCGAGGACGCCGCGGUCUCGGACUCGGACUUCGAGAACGACGAGGCGUACGAUGAGGAGGAAGAUGCGGAGGAGGAGGAGGAGGAGGAGGAGGAGGAGGAGGAGGUCACCGUCCUGUCCCAGGCGCAGGUGAAAGCGAGGAACGUCCAGGCGAUGCUCAGCGGAUCGCUCCAGGUGGCGAGGAGACCGAUGGUGAGCGGGCUGAAGUGCCAAGACGCCGCCGCGGUCCUCGCGCGCCCGUUCCGCGCCCCCUUCGCGGGCGCGACCGCGGGCCACUCCGCGGAGCUCGCGAAGCGCCUCGCGAUGAAGCGACGCUUCGUGCCGUGGGGCGGCACGAAGAACAUCGCGCACGCGGGUCGACCGAUGCAGAUCGGCUCCUUCUCCUCUCCGAUGCACGCGAAGAAGGAGGAGAAGGAGGAGGAGCUCCCCGAGGGCGUCGAGCCGCUCGUGCUGUGGGAAGACGCGGAUGGCGGGACGAACAGACCGAUCGUCGUGGACAACAUGCUCGUGAAGUGGCUGCGGCCGCAUCAGAGGGAGGGCGUCAAAUUCAUGUUCGAGUGCGUCAUGGGCCUGCGCGAUUUCGACGGCCGCGGGUGCAUCCUCGCGGACGACAUGGGCCUCGGGAAGACGCUCCAGGGGAUCACGCUGCUGUGGACGAUGCUGUGCCAGGGCGUCGUGACCGGGACGCCCACGGCGAAGCGAGCGCUGAUCGUGUGCCCGACGAGCCUGGUGAGCAACUGGGACGACGAGUGCAAUAAGUGGCUCAAGGGACGCGUGAAGACGCUGCCGAUUUGCGAGUCGUCGCGCGCGGACGUCAUCUCCUCCGUGAACCGGUUUUUGAGCCCCAGAAACACCGCACAGGUGAUGAUCGUGUCGUACGAGACGUUCCGCAUCCACGCCGAGCGGUUCGGCGCGGAAGACAGCGUGCAGCUCGUGAUGUGCGACGAGGCGCACCGGCUGAAGAACGGGGACACGCUGACGAAUAAGGCGCUGCAGUCGGUGCCGUGUCGGCGGCGAGUGAUGCUGUCGGGGACGCCGAUGCAGAAUCACCUGGACGAGUUCUACAGCAUGGUGAACUUUUGUAACCCGGGGUUGUUGGGGACGACCGCGGAGUUCCACAAGCACUACGAGAAGCCGAUUCUGGACGGAAGAGAGCCGGACGCGACGGAGAAACAGCUCGCGCUCGCGCAGGAGCGCAACGCCGAGCUCAGCGAGCUCGUGAACAAAUUCGUGCUCCGACGCACGAACACCAUCCUGUCGAAACACUUACCCCCGAAAGUCGUCGAGGUCGUGUGCUGCAAGCUGUCGCCGCUGCAGCAGCAGCUGUAUCAGCACUUUUUGGACUCCAAGGCGGCGAAGGCGGCGUUGACCGGGAAGAGCACGAUGGUGCUCGCCGCGAUCACGGCGUUGAAAAAACUGUGCAACCACCCGAAGCUGAUUUACGACAUGAUCAACGCGGAGAAAAACACCGGCAGCGCCGCGGCCGGGUUCGAGUCGUGCGGCGCGUACUUCCAGCCCGGGAUGUACGACGUCAGAGGCCCGCACGGGCGAGGCAAGAGCGGCAUGUGCGACGGGUGGGAAUUUCACUCGGGGAAAUUCGCCGUCUUGGCGCGUCUGCUCGCCAUCUUACGCGCGGAGACCAAGGACCGCAUCGUGAUCAUCAGUAACUACACGCAAACGCUCGACCUCGUGCAGUUUCUGUGUAAGCAGAACAACUACCCGCACUGCCGCCUCGACGGCGGGACGUCGAUCACGAAGCGACAGAAGCUCGUCAGGCAGUUCAACGACCCGACGGAGAACUGUUUCGUGUUUUUACUCUCGAGCAAAGCCGGCGGGUGCGGCAUCAACUUGAUCGGCGGGAACCGACUCGUCCUGUUCGACCCGGACUGGAACCCCGCGAACGACAAACAGGCUGCCGCGCGGUGCUGGCGCGACGGCCAGAAGAAGAAGUGCUACCUGUACCGCCUCUUCGCGACCGGGUCGAUCGAGGAGAAGGUUUUCCAGCGGCAGCUCUCGAAAGAGUCGCUUCAGAACGUCGUAAACGGCGAGGGCACGCUCGAGCAGUCGUCCCUGUCCAAAGACGACCUCCGCAAGCUCUUCACCCUGGACGCGACGACGGUGUCGGACACGCACGACAGCGUGGCGUGCGAGAAGUGCCCGGGGAAGCACUACGACGGCUUACACGGCCAAGCCGGCGUCACCGGAAGCGGCGGCCCCGCGGAUGAUUUUCAGCCGUGGGAGGAACAGGACGACGACGCGGAGGAGCAGAAGCUCGAGACGUGGGGGCACCACCACCGCGCGUGCACGCUUCCGGACCCCAUCAUGCGCCGCGCCGCGGGGGACGACGUGUCGUUCGUGUUUAGUUUACAGGUGGAAGGGUGCGCGAUCGUCGAGGAGGCGAGCAAGAAGAAGUCGACGCCGGCGCCGGGCGCGGCGGCGGCGGUCGCGGCGGCGGCGGCGGCGCCGCCCGCGGGGGGGUACAGGCUCGGCGCGGGUCGACCGAACGGCGGCGGGAUGCUGAGCGGGAUGACGCGCCCGGCGGCGGGGAUCGGUGCGGUGAACCGGGCGCCGGGACUGACGACGCGCGCGCCGCUGUCGACGGUGCAGAGCAACGUCCGAGCGCCGACGGGACGCGUCGGCGUCGGCGCGGGGAAGCCGUCCGCGGCGGCGGCGGCGGGGGUUGGCGCCGGGAAGAAGUCCGCCGCGGCAAAGCCGAAGCCGAAGCCGCAGCCGAAGCCGAAGGCGAAGCGGAAGAGCGACGAGUCCGAGUCCGAGGAGGACUUCGAGUCCGAGACCGAGGAGGACGAGGCGUCGGAGUCGGAGGAGGAGUCCGCGGGCGAGUCCGAGUCCGACCGCUCCGACGAGGACGAGGACGAUGUCGACGCGAAGCCGAAGCCGAAGAUGUCGGUCAAGGUCGUGAACACCGCGGCCGCGGCCAAGGCGAAGGCGCCGCCGGCGGCGCGCCCGAAGCGAGCCGCCGCGGGCGCGGGCGCGGCGAAGCGCCGCGAGAACGCCGAGUCGGCGGACGAGCCGAGCGCGUCGGAAGACGCCGCGUCCGCGAGCGAGUCCGACGGCGGCGGCAGCGAGGACGAGGAAGACGACGACGACGAUCCCGUCGCGGACAGCGAAGAGGAGAUGGACGCGAUGGACGCGAUAGACGCGGCGGCGGCGGCGGCGCUACGAAAACGCGCGCGCGACCGGGACAGGGACGCGAACCGCGCCUCCGCGCCCGGAGGGGACGCGCGCGCGGGCGUGGAGGUGGACGCGAAGCGAGGACGCACGAGCGAGGGCGGCGGGAGCGCGUCGCCGAUCGAGGAGUCGGAGUCGGAGUCGGAGCUCGCCAUGCUCGGCGGGGACUCGGACUCGGAAUCCUCGGAGCUCUGA
This is a messenger RNA of Micromonas pusilla CCMP1545, 3396 nucleotides long. RefSeq names its product SNF2 super family (gene RAD54). The transcript has a single exon. Gene Ontology annotation, biological process: double-strand break repair via synthesis-dependent strand annealing; reciprocal meiotic recombination. Gene Ontology annotation, cellular component: nucleus. Lineage: Eukaryota; Viridiplantae; Chlorophyta; Mamiellophyceae; Mamiellales; Mamiellaceae. Gene Ontology annotation, molecular function: DNA translocase activity; ATP-dependent chromatin remodeler activity; ATP binding. The coding region runs from base 1 to 3396 and encodes 1131 amino acids. The record is from RefSeq and is a predicted model, not a curated record.